ACAAAAAGCUACUUGGCAAAAACAGCUUUUUAAAAUAAAACAAGGAAUAGACACAGUUGAUACCUAUAUUAGUCGUUUUAAGCAACUUCAACUUCGAGUAGAUUCUGAUAAUGAUAUCCCUGGAGUCAUGAUAGUUCAAUUCUUUAUUCAAGAAUUGUGA
Messenger RNA from Racocetra persica, 160 nucleotides. NCBI's taxonomy places the organism in Eukaryota, Fungi, Glomeromycota, Glomeromycetes, Diversisporales, Gigasporaceae. The record is from the annotation of a GenBank genome assembly.